AUGAGGAGUCCGAAGUAUCCGAAUCCCAGGAGGAUGAGGAGUCCGAAGUAUCCGAAUCCCAGGAGGAUGAGGAGUCCGAAGAUCCGAAAGGAGGAUGAGGAGUCCGAAGAGGCCGAAGCCCUGGAGGAUGAGGAGUCCGAAGUAUCCGAAUCCCAGGAGGAUGAGGAGUCCGAAGAGGCCGAAGCCCUGGAGGAUGAGGAGUCCGAAGAGGCCGAAGCCCUGGAGGAUGAGGAGUCCGAAGUAUCCGAAUCCCUGGAGGAUGAGGAGUCCGAAGAUCCGAAUCCCUGGAGGAUGAGGAUCCAAGAUCCGAAUCCCAGGAGGAUGAGGAGUCCAAGUAUCCGAAUCCCAGGAGAUGAGGAGUCCCAAAGAGGCCGAAGCCCAGGAGGGAGGAGCCCAAAACUGGCCCAUUCCGUGGCUGAUCAGCGGGACCAAAAGGCGGCCUGCCGCGCGCUGAGGCCGGUGCCACGUGGCGCCAGGAGGAGGCGGCGCCGGCCGGGCGAGGAAGAAGGCAGCCGAACCCCGGGGCGGACCGGCAGACCCACCAAGGUGACAGGCCGCACGGCGAAAGGGCAGCCAGGAGCGCGAGAGGCCACCGGCGAUGUGCUCCCAAUUCAGAGUCGAUUGAAACUGGAGUGA
Messenger RNA from Penaeus vannamei (Pacific white shrimp), 636 nucleotides. The record is from RefSeq and is a predicted model, not a curated record. Lineage: Eukaryota; Metazoa; Arthropoda; Malacostraca; Decapoda; Penaeidae.